Molecule: messenger RNA, 4045 nt
Organism: Trichomycterus rosablanca
Lineage: Eukaryota; Metazoa; Chordata; Actinopteri; Siluriformes; Trichomycteridae
Gene: gls2a
Product: glutaminase 2a (liver, mitochondrial)
Exons: 18
Coding region: 169-1992 (607 amino acids)
Biological process (GO): L-glutamine catabolic process
Molecular function (GO): glutaminase activity; protein binding
Source: RefSeq, a predicted model, not a curated record
UGCCAUGAUAACAUUACUGAAGAGCGUGUGAUUGGAAAGUGCUAGAAGAGAACCUGAGGAAAAUACUGCUCUGACAAAGGAUACAUUUUAAGACCUCGCUGUGUUUAUAUCCGUUGGAUCCUCUAUUUAUUGAUAAUAUAUUUAUUGAACUUAUUUAUUUUACUCAUUAUGCACUCACUGAAGUAUUUUCGAAGUCUCGGAGCUGGCAGUUUACUCGUUAGAGAGGUUGGAAGGUCGGCUAAGGCUGAAAAUGGACAAAAAAGUCUGGUUCGACUGCUGCGCACGAGCUCAUCAGUUCAACAGCAUCCACGUCAUCAGCACGUGAUCCCGGACACCGAGGACAGUAAGGGAGCAGUGCCUGAACUGGAGAACCUGUUGUUUAACACCAUUUCAAAAGGAGAGGAGAAGAUUUCUGUGGGCCGCUUCAUUAGUGAGCUGGAGAGCACAGGAUUGUUGAUCUCUGACCCACGAUUGAGGGACUGCAUGCAGCAGCUUCAAAAAGCAAUGCAAGAACCUGCUGACAUGGCAACAAUAGAUCAGGAGCUCUUUAGGAAAUGUGCUAGAAGCAAUAUAGUCCUGCUAACCCAAGCAUUCCAGAAGAAGUUCAUUAUUCCAGAAUUCAUGACUUUUGCAUCUAAUAUUAAUCAGCUGUACUACAAUGCACAGAGCCAAAAAGGAGGCCAGAUUGCUGACUACAUUCCUCAACUAGCUAAAUUCAGCCCUGAUUUAUGGGGUGUGUCUUUAUGCACAGUCGAUGGUCAGCGGCACUCUACAGGGGACACACAGGUGCCAUUCUGUUUGCAGUCGUGCAUGAAGCCGCUGAAGUACGCUCUGGCUAUUCAUGAAUUUGGGUCCAAACAUGUGCAUUCAUUUGUUGGAAAAGAGCCAAGUGGCCUCAAGUUUAAUAAAUUAAGUUUAAAUGAGGAUGACAAACCUCAUAAUCCCAUGGUUAAUUCAGGUGCCAUAGUCAUCAGCUCUCUUUUAAAGCCCGGUUUUAAGAAGGCUGAAAAGUUUGAUUACAUAAUGGACUAUAUGAAAAGAAUGGCAGGUGGUGAAUAUGUGGGUUUCAGCAAUGCCACGUUCCAGUCAGAAAAAGAGACAGGUGAUAGAAAUUUUGCAAUUGGUUAUUAUCUAAAGGAAAAAAAAUGUUUCCCCCACAAUGCAGACAUGAUAGCGGCACUGGAUUUCUACUUUCAGCUGUGCUCUAUUGAGGUGAACUGUGAGUCAGGUAGUGUCAUGGCUGCCACUCUAGCUAACGGAGGGUUCUGUCCAAUCACAGGCGAGCGUGUGCUGAGUGCAGAGGCUGUAAGAAACACUCUCAGCCUCAUGCACUCCUGUGGGAUGAAUGACUUCUCCGGCCAGUUUGCUUUUCAUGUAGGCUUGCCAGCUAAAUCAGGAGUGUCUGGCGCUGUUCUUUUGGUGGUUCCUAAUAUCAUGGGAGUAAUGUGCUGGUCUCCACCAAUCAACCGUGUGGGUAACAGUGUGCGAGCUGUGCACUUUUGUCAGGAGCUGGUUUCUCUUUUUAAUUUCCAUAACUAUGACAACCUGAGACACUUUGCCAAGAAACUGGACCCUCGCAGACAUUCUGGUCAUGAGAGGAAUAAGGCUGUAAUUGACCUGAUGUUUGCAGCUUACAGUGGAGAUGUUUCAGCACUCAGAAGAUGUGCUUUGUCAGCAGUGGAUAUGGAACUAAAGGAUUAUGACUCUCGGUCAGCUCUGCAUGUGGCUGCUGCAGAAGGUCAUCUGGAAGCUGUCAAGUUUUUAACAGGGACCUGCAGAGUGAGCCCUUAUGUUAAGGACCGGUGGGGAAACACACCUCUGGAUGAUGCACUGGAGUUCGGACAGGGUGGUGUGGUGGAGUUAUUAAAGGAAUAUCAAAGUAUUUACACACACACACUCAUUCCUGAGGAGGUCAGUGCACAUGCACACAGUGAAUCAGCGCUGGAUGUGGAGGACCUGAGAAAAAUGAAGACUCUGGAAAAGUUGGUGUGAUAUAAGACACUAGUCUUUAUUAAGGGUUAGUGGUGUAGCAUUCCACCAUUUAAGACAAAACCCAUAAAACAAAGCCCACAAGUGCACAAUUGACAAAAAUUGAAAAAAAGGUGACAAAAAUGUUGGGUGACUAAUUAGAGGAACAUUAUUUCAUAAAACAGGUUAAAAAGGCUUUAAAAACUUCAUUUACUUUUUAAAAAAUCAUGUACUACUUCUCAUAGUAUUCAAACCUCUUAACUUUUUGCACAUUUUGUGUUGUGGAAUGGAUUUUGAAUGGAUAUAAAUGCCAUUUUACCCAUCAGUCUACAUUUAAUGACCCAUGUUUCAAAAACAAAUAAGAAUCAAAACUCACUCACUUUCUUAACCGCUUUUCCAAUUAGGGUCGCGGAGGGGUGCUGGAACCUAUCCCAACUUUUCAAUGGGCGCAAGGCACACAAUAAUAUCCUGGACGGGGCGCCAAUCCAUCGCAGGGCAGACACACACACAUACACACACCCAUUCAACUAUGGGGCAAUUCAGUGUCUCCAAUUAACCUGACUGCAUGUUUUUGGACUGUGGUUGGAAACCGGAGCACCCAGAGAAAACACACCCAGACACGGGGAGAACAUGCAAACUCCACACAGAAAGGACCCGGAGUGCCCCACCUGGGGAUCGAACCCAGGACCUUCUUGAUGUGAGGCGACAGUGCUACCCACCUAGCCACCGUGCCACCCAGAAUCACAAACUGAAAUCUAUUAUUCAGACUCUUCAGAGGUGUUGCAGAACUUUGUAGACACCCCUUAGGCUGCAGUGUAUCCUAUUCUUUAUGAAAGAGCCUCUCAAUUUCUAAUAGAUUUUAUGGCAAAGGUCUUUAAACCAUCAUCUUUAGGUCUCUCCACAAAUGUUCAGUGGGCUCUGACUAGGCCACUUAUCCUGAGCGAUUUAUGAUCCAUUUUAAAUCAAAUCCACAGGUCAAAUUAACACUGUAUGCAAAAAAGGUCAAGGGGUCUGAUUACUUUCUGAAUGCACUGCUCACCGCAAAACAAUCUGGACUGAUUCCUAUCCUUUCCAUGGUAUUAAACCUAAUUAAACCUAGCUAAUGUUUAAAAAAGCCUGACUAUUUUAGCUAUUUUGAUAUUUAUGAUAUAUCCCACAGGUCUGCUGUUAAUAUUCCUGUAGUGCUUAGUCACAUAUUAAAAAAACAUAACCAGAUAUGAAAAAAGCCCUCACAUCAAACAAUGUAGGUGCACACAGCUAGUCAUUUAUGCACUACGGAAUGGAUACUUAGCUACAGGUGUGAGGCCAGUGUGUAGGAGUACUCAACCUGCUCCUUAGCCUGUAAUAAAAAGCUAGAAAUACUAGUAACAGCCCAGGUGUGAAGGAAACAAAAUACAUUGAGUGUCUGGGUGGCCCUGAGGACUGUACUAGAAGACUCAGCUAUGUAAAACUGUUAUUAGCAACCAGUUAAGGGCAGAAUUUUGGUGAAGACAGUAAGAACGCUGGCCUGUGUAAAUAUUUAGUAAAUUACAUUAAAUUAAUUUAUUAAUGAGCAUAGUAUUUAUCUUUAACCAAAGUUAUAAACUCCAGUCAUACAUUUGUAAUGUUGGUUUUAUCUGCAAUUUAAAAAAAUAAGGACUAUAUAGACAUGGUACAUAGAGAAACUGCUUUUAGAGCACUUAGGUGUUGUACAGUUACUUGUAAAUGUGUCUGCACAUAACUUUUAAUGUAUUUACUAUAUCGAGUUUAUAUUUAAAGUAUGGCAUGUAAAACGAUAACAUUUAGUAAGUUUGAAGUGAAUGUAUUGCUCUUGGAUGUUUCUUAUUCUAUGAUUGUUUUUUCUUUAAUCAAAUUAAAGUGCAAACACUAUCAUUUGUCUGUGUAAAUAGUUAGGUCCAAAUGAGAAUUUGAGGAAUUGUGACAUUUCAGAUCAAGUAUGCACCUUUUAAGCUUUACAAUUUUGUCUUGAUGCAAUGACAUCUAGUACACAAAAUAUUCUACAAAUAUCAACAGACUGAGAAACUAUAGUAAAGCACAACGUAUGAAAAAUAACAAUAAAAGAUCAAAAUAAUCAUCA